AUGUUGCGACGGGCGACGAGGAGCUCCCGCCCCGUGCGCUUCGUGUCCCUAGGCACGUUGUCGAAAGUCGGCGCCGUCUCCUUCACCAUGGGAUCCAUAGCGCUGUAUCUAGACGCGCCAGUCGCGGAUCUGGGAGACGGCAAGUACGACGGUGGCCGACGAGCCGAGAUCUUCCCCGAGUGGCUACACAACGUCGCGCGUGUCCCGCUCUUUGGCGCUGCGACGCUCAUCUCGAAAGUCUGUCUGCAGGUGUUGAACCGGACGAAGGUGGAGGGCGUAUCGCAUCUGGUUGAGCAGCUUGAGAAGCGGCCGAAGGGGACCGCUCUUAUUACUGUGUCGAAUCACUCGGCCACCGUAGACGAUCCAGCUGUGUUUGCCAAUAUGAUGCCGUGGAGGUACGCGUGGCCAUGGACAGGACGCUGGAGCUUGGCGAGUCAGGAGUACUGUUAUGAGAAGGGUAAAUUGGUAUCAGCCGUGUUCUUUGGUGCCAAGACCCUGCCAGUGAAACGCGGCGCUGGGAUCGAUCACGAGAUGGUCCACGCGAUCUUUGACAAGGUGGAGAAGGGGGCGUGGGUCCACAUUUUUCCUGAAGGAAAGAUCGUACAGCACGAAGCGCUCGGUGGUCGACCAAGUCCGCGUCGAGAGGAGAUUGGGCGGCUGAAGUGGGGCGUGGGCAAGCUCAUCGCGCGUGCGACGAAGCGACCGAUUGUCGUGCCGGUGUAUCAUUACAACAUGGAGCAGCUCAUGCCGCAAGACGAGAACAACUGUCUCAUCCGUGUCUUCCCUCGGACGCAUCUUGAAUUGGGCAUCAUCGUGGGCGAGCCGCUGUCAUUUGAUGACCUGUUCGCGCAGUUCGAGAACGACCGCGUGGAAGGCGCCGAUCCAUGGGAAACGCAAGAGCGUGAAAAAGCGCUCUACUCGGCCAUUACGCGGAGAAUAGAGAACGCUCUGCUAUCGCUCGAGAAACAGACGCCCCUCGCUUAG
Peronospora matthiolae is the source of this 984-nucleotide messenger RNA. Lineage: Eukaryota; Oomycota; Peronosporomycetes; Peronosporales; Peronosporaceae. The record is from the annotation of a GenBank genome assembly.